Messenger RNA from Coccinella septempunctata (seven-spotted ladybird), 3471 nucleotides. RefSeq names its product dual specificity mitogen-activated protein kinase kinase 4-like. Gene Ontology annotation, molecular function: ATP binding; JUN kinase kinase activity. The coding region runs from base 191 to 1501 and encodes 436 amino acids. The transcript has 8 exons. Lineage: Eukaryota; Metazoa; Arthropoda; Insecta; Coleoptera; Coccinellidae. Gene Ontology annotation, biological process: protein phosphorylation; MAPK cascade. The record is from RefSeq and is a predicted model, not a curated record.
UUGCGCAGACAAUUUCUUUCUGAAGGGAGUUCAGCAGUAUUUUUAUUUAUAUUUUUGAGAAAUACAAAUAGUUCAUGAAAUGUGUAUGCUUUUGAAGUAAAUCGUAUUCUAGUUCAAAAGGCACUGAUGUGGUAUUCAUUAUAAGGAAAGUUAUACAUUUGAAACUAAGGAAUAUUUCAUUUUCCGCAAAAUGGCAGAUUCACAAGCCCAUCAGUCAAACCAGAAUCCAGAUUUUCUAGGAAGGAGACUUGUAAGAAUGGAUUUGAAUCUGCCUCUUUCAUCUCAACAUCAACAUAACAAUUUCCAAUUUCGUCCAUUGCCAACAACAUUAGGCUCCACUUCCUCAGACCAUGGGUUAACAGCUACUUCGAUUAGACCAAAGAUGAGCCUACCAUCAAUACCAAAAACUGCAAUUGACCCUAUGCACGAUAAAACAAGAUAUCGACAAAAGCAUAAGACAAAGUCAAAGUCAAGUGCUGCUCCUUCUGAAAGUAUUAAACCAAGAGAAACCAGAUUUAAGAUAUGCCAAAAUAUGCAUUCCACUGGAAAACUCACUUUCGAUGGAGUUACCUAUGAUUUUACUUCGGAAGAUCUACAGGAUAUGGGUGAAAUAGGAAGAGGUGGUUUUGGAACUGUCAACAAAAUGAUUCAUAGGAAAUCAGGAAUUGUGAUUGCGGUGAAAAGAAUCAGAUCGACAGUGGACGAGAAAGAACAGAAGCAAUUGCUUAUGGAUCUUGAUGUCGUUAUGAAGAGCAAUGAAUGUAAAUAUAUAGUACAAUUUUAUGGAGCCUUAUUCAAAGAGGGUGAUUGCUGGAUUUGUAUGGAACUAAUGGAUACUUCUUUAGACAAAUUUUACAAAUUUAUCUAUGAGAAAUUGAAAAAACGGAUACCCGAAGCUAUACUUGGAAAAAUAGCCUUGGCGACGGUCAAAGCUCUAAAUUAUCUCAAGGAGGAGUUGAAGAUAAUCCACAGGGAUGUGAAACCUAGCAAUAUUCUGCUUGAUAAAGGCGGAAAUAUAAAAUUAUGCGAUUUUGGUAUCUCUGGCCAACUCGUCGAUUCUAUCGCAAGGACCAAGGAUGCUGGCUGUCGUCCUUAUAUGGCGCCUGAAAGAAUCGAUCCGCAAGUGGGCUCAAAAGGCUACGAUGUACGCAGCGACGUAUGGUCCCUAGGAAUCACGUUGAUGGAGGUGGCAACCGGCAGAUUUCCCUAUCCCAGAUGGAACAGCGUUUUCGAUCAGUUGCACCAGGUGGUCAACGGAGAGGCACCUCGCUUGACCAACAACAGCAACCAUAACACCUUCACUGCUGAGUUUGUAAACUUUGUAAAUACCUGCUUAAUAAAAGACGAACACCUCAGACCAAAAUACAAUAAACUACUGCAGGAUCCUUUCAUCCUACGAUCGCAGAAAGAAGUGGUAGAUGUGGCCGCAUACGUUUCUGAGAUAAUGGACGAGAUGGCCAACAACGGUAUAAGUGCGUUCACGACAAAUCAGCAGUUUUAAAACCGGCGAAUGAAUGGUCCUUGGUAGGAUGGAUCAUACCUCAGGUCCCUAUGAAACGGUGUAUUCGGUUAUGUCAGUGUGAUUAAUUAGAUUUCGGUGUUGUUCCAUUACGGCUGGAGUUUCUUCUUUAUCUUAUUUUACAGCGAAACGAUUUACCAAGUUUUCUACGAUUGUAGGUUAAAAAUAACUGUGAUAUUAGCGGUUACUGAUGUUUACCGUUUUAAACUUGUUGAUUAGAUUUUUUUAAGCCGACUUGAAACGUCUCGAGGAACCCAUAGGUAAUUUCGAGCUGUAAUGAAACGAGCAGUUUGGGAAUUUUCACACAAUUCCAGUCCUAAUGGAAUUUGCAGUUAGUUAUCGGACAUGCUGUUGCAUGUUUUAAGGAGAAGGACUUUUUGCCGAUCGCCAUUCAAGUUGAAUCGCGGAUUUAAAUUGAUGAUACAUCUUUUUGAUUCUUAUCAAUUUCGGAUUAUUAUUUAGGAAAAAUGACUUCAGUACGUUUAUGAACACCUAUUUUAAAUUAAUCAGAUAUUGGAUUUUUGGACAUUGAAUGACAUGUUUUUUCAGACCUUAGAGAACAAAGUGUGAAUGUUUUAUAGUGGCUUCCCACUCGGAGUAAAUUUUUCUAUAAAAAUUUCAUCCAGAAAUUUCGUUAAAAAAAGUAUUCUGUCAAAAAUGAAUAUUUGAUUAAAUUGAUAUGUUUAAACAGACAUUCUGGAAAGUUACCAAUAAAAUCACACUUCCUUUACAGAAGGGUCCAUAUUUCAAGAUCGGUAAAAAGAUAAUGUACAGGGUGAUCAAAAUUGGCGAUAUCUGAACUACAACUCUUCAACAUCAAGAAAUAAAGGAAAAUGAAUGAGAGAUUGUGAUAAUAAUUUUCGAGAAACACAAAAUGGCGUCUAAAAUGGCAAUUUUGUCUUAUGACUCAGAUGAAGAACAAAAAAAUAAGUACAAUACGCCAUUCAUUUUCUUCUUCUCAUAUGGUGAAAAAAAAUGUUGUAUCACUUAAUAAAUUGUCGAAAUUGUUGUUCACAGUAAGGCAGGUUUGUUAGAACCAGUGUGUUAAAGUUUGCCUGCCCUACGAAAACCAAACCUUUUGACAAUUGGUUUAGAGUGCCCUAUUUUGCCCACCCUGUACAUCUCGUGGAAGAAGGCAACUUUGAAUUUUGCCAACGUAGAUUUACAUUGUUUUUAUGUAAGGCAGAAAUAUUUCCUGUUAAGUUAACAGAAUAAUAAGGAGUUGAAGUACGAGUAUACACCAAUAAUAUUAGGAAUGCAAAAAUAUAUAACAACUUUACAUAGAUUGUGAAUACCGUUUUUAUUCAUAUACCUACAGUUGUUCAAAAACAAACAAGAAGUAAUCAUUUUUGCGGUAUCAAUUGGAGUGAACAGAUGAUAAUUUUUCGAUACUUUUUCUUUGUUUUUGAAUGGUUUUUGGUCAGGUUUUAGUAAUAUUGUUUGUCGAAAACCUUCCUAGUGUUGAAUAGUUGAAUUUACCUCAAGUAAGAUGAAAAAGUCCAUUGUAAAUUUUCAAGCCAUUGUGAUUAUUGGUUUAGUCAUAUUUAUAUUUUUCCCAGAGGAUCUAAAUAUGAUUUAAGUGUUCCUCAAUUAAUAAUUUUUCCAAGGUGCUUGUUAAUCACAUUUUCUUACAGGAUGUGAUGCAUUAAUUUACCUUAUUUAUUUAUUGAAAUUCGAGCAAUAUUAUGGUAUGAAUGUAAUUGAUUAAUUCUUUGAAUUUUUUUCGUGUUUAAUUGGAAAGUAUUGUGUGCAGAUUAUUUUAGAACGUCCUGUAAAUUUCAAAUUGAUAUAAAUAUCAACUUGUGUCUUAAAAAGUUGCUUGUUGUAUUUUAUUGUACAUAUAUUGAGUGUAUUGUUAAUAUUAAAUUAUUUUGUACUCGAUUGUUUUAGUGUAUUGUUUAUUUACCAAUAAAAAUGUUGAUGAACUUGUAAAAUAAACGAAAUUAUUGGUA